AUGGCCGCACCCCCUGAGAAGACGACCAAGAACCUCACCGGCAAGUGGAACGUGAACUACACGUACUCGGACUCGAGCGAGCCCGGACUCAUCAUCCAGGGCAUCAGCUACCUGGUGCGCAAGGGCAUCCUGGCGGCGACCCUGACGCUCGAGACGAACCAGUACGAGGCGGCCCCCAACCCGCCCAACGAGGACGCGCCCGCCUGCUGGCACGUCGACAUCGUGCAGUCGGCCUCGGGCAUGAGCACCGAGGAGCGCCGCUGCCUCGACAACACGUUCCGCCAGCACUCGGACUGGCUCUUCGGCAACGUCCGCGGGCGGUCCACGUGGGUCGGCGUCGAGGACAUCGAGGACGAGUACCUGAAGCGCGGGUGGCUGGUGGAGGGCGAGAAGGCGCUGAUCCUGUCGCAUGCGGAAUCGGAGGACUACGGAUGGGUGGCGGACCAGAUCUGGGGCUUCCAGGAGGUGGACGGCCAGAGACGUCAUUGCAGGAACAUCGUGGUGGCCAAGGAUGCGGAGCGCGCGGAGUUUCGCUUCGUGUAUGACUAUGAGGAGUGA
Cordyceps fumosorosea ARSEF 2679 is the source of this 558-nucleotide messenger RNA. RefSeq lists its product as hypothetical. The transcript is spliced from 2 exons. The record is from RefSeq and is a predicted model, not a curated record. The coding region runs from base 1 to 558 and encodes 185 amino acids. Lineage: Eukaryota; Fungi; Ascomycota; Sordariomycetes; Hypocreales; Cordycipitaceae.